GGUUAUUUUGAGGUCAUGUAUAACUGUUUACAACCUCCAACUCACUGAUUGGUACGGUGAGUCCCCGAAGCAGGGUGCACCCACUGCGGGAUCUUUCAGCGGGCCAGAGUGCGCUGUGCCUUUAACCGUGGACCGAGGUCGGAGGGCCGCAGGCCGCGGCUGCGCAGUGUGGAGUGGUGGAUGAUGGCAGAUCAGGUCGGGAGGCAGGAGGAAGCGGAGCAGGUGUCGGCGGGGAGGAACUGGGAACCCCAGGCUGAGCCUGAGCUCCAGUCCAGUCAGGACACAGAUAGUCCCACCGGCAACCAAAGCACGAUGAUGGAAGACACAAAGUCCCUAUUGAAGAAACUGGAAAUCAGUGUGUCAGAAGCGGAAAAACGAACUGGAAAGAAUGCAGUGAAUAUGCAGGAGAUUUAUACAGUAUACCUCAUUGAAACAAGGCCUGUUAAUUCUCAAAAUGAAGAUGAGAAUUGUGUACCAGACUCGCUUUGGAGGAGAUACAGUGAAUUUGAAUUGCUGAGGAGUUAUUUAGUUGUUGCUUAUCCCUCUAUAGUGGUGCCCCCUCUGCCUGAAAAAAGGGCUGAAUUUGUUUGGCAUAAACUAUCUGCCGACAACAUGGAUCCUGAUUUUGUCGAACGACGAAGGAUUGGACUUGAAAACUUUCUUUUGCGUGUUGCUUCUCAUUCUGUUCUAUCUCAGGACACAAUCUUCUAUUUAUUUUUAACACAGGAGAAUGGUUGGAAAGAAGCAGUAAAUGAAUCGGGAUUCCAAGCCAAGGCAGAUUCCAGGUUAAAAGCUCUAAAUGCAACAUUUAGAGUCAAAAACCCAGACAAGAGAUUUAUGGAGCUGAAGCACUAUGGGGAUGAACUGCAGUCCGUCAUCUCACAGCUUCUGCGGGUCAGAGCAAGAGUGGCAGACCGCCUAUAUGGUGUAUACAAGGUUCAUGGAAAUUAUGGAAGGGUUUUCAGUGAAUGGAGUGUAAUAGAAAAGGAAAUGGGAGAUGGACUUCAGAGUGCUGGCCACCACAUGGAUGUAUAUGCAGCAUCUAUUGACGACAUUCUAGAAGAAGAGGAGCAUUAUGCAGACCAGUUAAAAGAAUAUCUAUUCUUUGCAGAAGCUCUGCGGUCUGUUUGUAGAAAACAUGAACUUCAACAAUAUGAUUUGGAGAUGGCUACUUUGGAUUUGACAUCAAAAAAACAGCAAAGAGAAGAACUGGCUACUGGGACUGUGCGAACAUUCUCACUGAAAGGCAUGACCAGCAAACUUUUUGGACAAGAGACGCCAGAACAAAGAGAAGCCAAACUGAAUAUGUUAGAGGAGCAAAUAACGGCCGGAGAAGAGCUUGUGAAAACCAAAAACCUGGAGUGCGAAGAGUUCGUGAAAAAUGCUUGGGCUGACAUUGAGCGUUUUAAGGAACAGAAGAACAAGGAUUUGAAAGAGGCCCUCAUCAGCUAUGCAGUAAUGCAGAUAAGUAUGUGUAAAAAGGGAAUUCAAGUUUGGACCAAUGCGAAGGAAUGUUUUAGCAAGAUGUAAACUUCUGCAUUCAAUAAACUUGAAUAUGAAUAGAAGCACAAAUCAUAGAUUUCAGACAUUUACUAUUGAGCACACUGAAUCCUUUCUACAGCAAUUGUAUGUCUUGUCUACUGGGCACAAAGAAAUUUUUGUAAGAAAAUGUCCUGAUAAAGUUCAAAAAUCUUGUUUGCAGGGUUAAGGGGAAAGCAAGAAGUGAAUUUCAUUCUGUUACUAAUCCAUAUGCUAUGCUGGUUUCUUCCUGUGGAUCUGGAGGUUUUCAGAUCAUUUCCAGAUGUAGUCGCAUUGUGCCAAUUGUUUUUUUUUAGAUUUUGCAAAGGCUUUCAACAAGGCUAGUUUCUAUAAAUCUUAAAAUGUAUGACUGCCAAAUGGGGCCAAAGGUCUUGAUAUUGUACAAUCCUGUCUUCACUUUAUUUUGGAGGUAAAUGAAAUUCUCUCUUUAAUUCAGAAAAUUCCAAUUUUGUUUAAUUUGUUGCAGCUGAAUUUUGUGUAAUUGCAUAAAUGAGUAAUCAUCCAGCAUGUUUUAAUAUUCAACUUGAAUAUAGAGGAAAUGCCUUCCAGUCACCAGAUUUGAUUAAUGACAGGACUUUAUUUUGAAAUUUUCCAUCUAUUCUAAGUGAUGGCAGUCUGUUUUGAUGCCAUUGUCAUUUCAACAGUGUCAUUCAUAGCAUGUGUUUCUAGGUUCUUAACAUGUCAUUGAAAUGAUUAACUGUAAUGUCCAUUUUAACUAUACAUGCAAAUUUGAGAGUAAUGUAAAUUUUGACCAUUUUUGUCCUCCAAAUCCUAUUGGUGUUUAAAUGCUAAAAUUCUGUUCUUGACACUAACUUGUAACAAACACUGUAGCCGCUUUAUCAUUGAAAGCGGAACACUUCAGUAUUUUUUUUGGGGGGGGAAUUGCUUUUGUUCUAUUUAUAAGUUGCCUAUACCAAAAUUGCCAAUAGGUAAUGUUAACUUGCAUUAUGAGCAAGCUUUAUACAACAUGUGCAAUUUUUUAAUUUUGUUCUGACUAAAAUAGUGGAUUUACACAAGCUUGUUUCAUUACAGCUUACUGCAAAGAUCUUUGUUUUAAAAAGAACUGUUUAGUUGAGACCAAAUGGGAGAAGGGAGAAUUUGAACGCUUGUAAACACCACUUUCUUUUUUAAACAACCAAAAAAAGAAUGACUUAGCUGAUUUUGUUGUCGUUUAUAGUUUAUACAUUGCCUCAAAUGCCAAAAACUGAACAGGAAACACUAAAUGAAGGUGCCUUAAUCUUUCAGCCAAUCUUGUACAUGUUUGUAUUUGAGGACAAAUGAUUAUUACUACAUUUGCUUAUUUCUAUUUUGAUUUGCUAAAUUUGUCAGAAAAGUAGUAUGGAACUCACAUUUGGAUUAUAGAGGAAUAAUAGUUUCUCCUGCUAAUUUCAUCUACCUGCCCUUCCUGUAUGUAGACAAUAUGCUGAAUAAAAUUGCUUUUU
This is a messenger RNA of Mobula hypostoma (lesser devil ray), 2981 nucleotides long. RefSeq names its product sorting nexin 4 (gene snx4). Lineage: Eukaryota; Metazoa; Chordata; Chondrichthyes; Myliobatiformes; Myliobatidae. Gene Ontology annotation, biological process: protein transport; positive regulation of autophagosome assembly. The transcript has 14 exons. Gene Ontology annotation, cellular component: SNARE complex; plasma membrane; early endosome membrane. The record is from RefSeq and is a predicted model, not a curated record. Gene Ontology annotation, molecular function: phosphatidylinositol-3-phosphate binding. Bases 181 to 1530 code for a protein of 449 amino acids.